AUGCGUGGUCUUUUCCUUUUCGCUCUGGGUGCUAUCCCGGCGCUCGUCAGCGGUCAACUCUCUGGCAGUGUUGGCCCGUUGACCUCCGCUUCCACCAAAGGUGCGACAAAAACAUGCAACAUCCUCAGUUACGGUGCAGUGGCCGACAACUCGACCGACGUUGGGCCUGCCAUCACAUCGGCCUGGGCUGCAUGCAAAAGCGGAGGUCUUGUCUACAUCCCAUCCGGCAACUAUGCCCUAAAUACCUGGGUCACCCUGACUGGGGGCAGCGCGACCGCAAUCCAGCUGGAUGGUAUCAUCUACCGCACAGGUACCGCGAGUGGGAACAUGAUUGCGGUCACUGACACCACCGAUUUCGAGCUGUUCAGUAGCACCUCCAAAGGUGCUGUGCAGGGAUUCGGCUAUGUGUACCAUGCGGAGGGUACCUACGGAGCACGAAUUCUGCGCUUGACCGACGUGACUCAUUUCUCCGUGCACGAUAUUAUCUUGGUGGACGCGCCUGCUUUUCACUUUACCAUGGAUACCUGCUCCGAUGGCGAGGUGUACAACAUGGCGAUUCGUGGUGGCAAUGAGGGCGGCUUGGACGGGAUUGAUGUCUGGGGAAGCAACAUCUGGGUUCACGAUGUUGAAGUGACCAACAAGGAUGAAUGUGUAACAGUCAAGAGCCCUGCCAACAAUAUCCUGGUUGAGAGUAUCUAUUGCAAUUGGAGUGGUGGCUGCGCAAUGGGAUCGCUCGGGGCCGACACCGACGUCACCGACAUUGUCUACCGCAAUGUUUACACCUGGUCGUCGAACCAGAUGUACAUGAUCAAGAGCAAUGGUGGCAGUGGAACGGUGUCGAAUGUUCUGCUGGAAAACUUCAUCGGGCACGGUAAUGCGUACUCGCUCGACAUUGAUGGCUACUGGAGCAGCAUGACUGCGGUGGCCGGGGACGGAGUGCAGCUGAACAACAUCACUGUGAAGAACUGGAAGGGCACCGAGGCGAACGGAGCGACCCGACCACCGAUCCGAGUUGUGUGUAGUGACACGGCGCCUUGCACGGACCUGACGUUGGAAGAUAUUGCCAUUUGGACCGAAAGCGGCUCGAGUGAAUUGUACCUGUGCCGUUCCGCUUACGGAUCGGGAUACUGUCUGAAGGACAGCUCUUCGCACACAUCCUACACCACGACCAGCACUGUCACGGCGGCUCCAUCAGGGUAUUCGGCGACAACCAUGGCAGCCGACUUGGCGACCGCAUUUGGCCUCACUGCUUCCAUUCCUAUUCCGACCAUCCCAACCUCGUUUUAUCCCGGGUUGACCCCGUACAGUGCCUUGGCAGGCUGA
Molecule: messenger RNA, 1323 nt
Organism: Aspergillus brunneoviolaceus CBS 621.78
Lineage: Eukaryota; Fungi; Ascomycota; Eurotiomycetes; Eurotiales; Aspergillaceae
Product: rhamnogalacturonase A
Exons: 4
Coding region: 1-1323 (440 amino acids)
Biological process (GO): carbohydrate metabolic process
Molecular function (GO): polygalacturonase activity
Source: RefSeq, a predicted model, not a curated record